GUUGAAUUCAAGCGGCUGUGGAGGUCGCGUCAAUCGAAUUCAGGCGUCGAAUGUUUACAAACAGAAAAGUACAAAACGUGUUUUUUUCGGCGUCGUCUUCGCGGAAAUGAUACAAGUCGACGCGCGUUCCGAUCGAGAGCACCGUUAAAAGGCUGGCUUAAGAUUGAUUUGCCCUAUUUUGGCGAAGAUUUCCAACGAUUUACAUCCGAGUGAUCAUGUGUUUGUGUUGAUUUUUCGGCCCUUUCGAUUUUCCUAACUGAUUUUGUUUUGCUGAAUUUUCGUACGGACGAGUUAGCGCUGUGUUACAGAGUUAUCUAACAAUGGACGACCCGGAAAUACAAGAAACCGUUGAAGCCAUACUGGGGCCGGGCGUCAAAGUGGUAGACUGCGAAAAGAAAUCGAGCAUAAAAGAAGAAGAGGUGCUCUACAUCAACGGCAUCCCCGUAACACUCGAAGGAAGCGACGGAUUAGCCAUAAAACAGGCUCUGGUUACCGGUCAAGUGCCUCCUUGCGACCUACUCAAUACCCUGCUAAUUAAAACCGGGAUUUUAAAGGCCCCUGUGAAGUUGGAUACGUCUUUGAGCGUCAAAUCCACGACCGUCACAAAGGAGGAAGUUAAGGUGUCCCGAGCGGGAAAAGUCGUCGACGAGCGAAGCAGGGAAAUCAAAGAGCAGAAUUUUUAUUCGACCGCCCUGACGGAGGUGUUCGAGCCGAUAAAAGUGAUACCGACGUCGGAGCUGUUAAACGGCGCGUACCAGAACGUUCAGUACGCGGAGAACCACGCCAAGUACUACGACAACAAUGGUUACGAGACGGGCAGCGAGAGGAAGUUCGGUUCUUGUUCCAGCGCGUCCAGCUACGAGUCGGAGGAGCCCCCGCAGGCCUACCAGCCUAAGCAGUGCUUGAGCAAGGAUUCGGGGCAUUUGAGCAGCUCGAUGUCGGCGACGAAGGUCGAUUUUACGCAGAGCUCGAUCGAUUCGCUGAGCUCUUUGGACGAGACGGAUUAUAUCACUGAUCAGUUUAAAAAGUGCGCUUUAAACAAAAACAGAAUUAAUGGUUAUUUGAAUGAUUAUAAACAUGAUAAUAUACUGCCUACGAUAUUCGGUACUGUAGCGUCAGAUCUCACACCUAAAGAUUGUUCCAACAGAAGGAGUUUGCCGCAAACGCCACAAACGAAGAGUUUUUCGAAUAUUUUUAACGGCGAAGCCAGCCAAGAAGGUUCGGCGGACUCGAAUUCGCAACAGGAUAAUGCGCUGGUUUAUCGAGAUGGAAAUUUGAUCUCCGGUCCGUUGGAGGCGCUAAUCCAGCACAUGGUGCCGACCGAUCAGUAUUACCCGGACAGAGCGUACCUUUUCGCUUUUCUCUUGUCCUCGAGGCUGUUCAUAAAGCCGCACGACCUCUUGGCCAAGGUGCGGACGCUGUGCGAAACCCAACAGGGUCUCGGCGGCAAACCCGCAGGAACGGCCUCGCAGGCACGCUUCGUCGAGCACUUGGUGCAAUUGCUGGCCGAAUGGACGGAAACUUUCCCUUACGAUUUUAGGGACGAAAGAAUGAUGGAACACGUCCGAAAAAUAACUCAACAGUGUUGUGCCAUUAACUCGAGCUUUCGAGCGAACGUGUCCGCCCUCCUGCACAAUUUGCAUCCCAGACUGACGGCUCUCGAGGCUUACGAGAAAUCCAUCGAGAACCAGUGUUCGAUGGUCGAUGAGAAUUUCACCGAUAUUUCGGAGAUUUGCCCGAAUCCCGCCCUGUUGGCCCAGCAAUUGACCCACGUGGAAUUGGAAAGGCUCUCUUUCAUCGGUCCAGAGGAGUUCGUCCAGGCGUUCGCCAAGGAGAAUCCUAAUUUAGAAACGUCCUUCAAAGACAUGAAAAAAACGCACAAUUUGGAGCAGUACGUCCAAUGGUUUAAUAGACUGAGUUAUUUCGUUGCCACACAAGUUUGUAAAUAUCAGAAGAAGAAAAUGAGAGUUCGCGUUGUGGAAUACUGGAUAGAGACUGGCCGAGAGUGCUUUAACAUCGGCAAUUUCAACAGUCUGAUGGCCAUCAUCGCUGGACUAAAUAUGUCGCCGAUUUCAAGAUUAAAAAAGACAUGGAGUAAAAUUCAUUCGGGAAAAUUCGCCAUUUUGGAGCACCAAAUGGACCCCAGCAGCAAUUUCAGCAGUUAUAGAAGCACUUUAAAAGCGGCUAUGUGGAGAAGCGAAGGGGCUACAGAUCAACGGCAACGCAUCGUUAUUCCCUUCUUUAGUUUACUCGUGAAGGACUUGUAUUUCCUCAACCAAGGAUGUUCGAACAAGUUACCAAAUGGCCAUAUAAACUUCGACAAAUUUUGGCAAUUGGCUAAACAAGUUACGGAAUUCAUGGCUUGGAAGCAAGUGACGUGCCCUUUCGAUAAGGACCCGAAAAUUAUCAAUUUAUUGCAGCACGGUCCGAUUUUGAACGAGAACGCUCUCGCUUUGGCCAGCUUCGAGUGCGAACCGCCCGACAAUAAUCAAGAGAAGGAAAGAUGCAAGAAUCUAAAGGCGGAUUCUUCGGCUACUUAAAUUAAUGACAAAUCAAAUUCCCAGUUUAGUUAUUGGUACGGCGUUACGAAUUUUAUACUUUUCGAUUUUCACACUUGUCAUGAGGAAGCGAUUGGUCACAAAUUUGUUUGUGGUAAUUAAAAAACUCGAGGGUGUAGUGAAUACGAGUUAAAACAAGAAAUGAAAAAUAUUAAAAAGCCUUUCAGUCGUAAAUUUAAGAGUUUUAAUCAAAAUAUUGAUUAGGUUGUAUUUUUUGAUGGAUUUUGAAACGAAUAUUUUUAUUUCAAUUCUUUUUAUGGAUUGACGGUAAUUUUAUUGCAACCCGCUAAUAAUGAUUAUAUUAAUCAAUUUAUAUAUUAACACGUACCAAUAAAAAUAGCUGAAAUUACUUAUAUUAAAUUAUUUUGAAUGUUCAUGUACAAAUGUUGUUGAUUUUUGGUUGCUUUAUUAUUCCAAUAUGUUUAACUGGUGUAAAUAAUUACGUGCGAUUUUUUUAUUAAUUUAAAUCGAAUUUUAUUUUUUUAUCAAACUGUUUGAGUUUAUUCAGCGCUUAAUUGUGAUUUUACAGUGUUUGAAUGUAUAGUAUUUGAUCGUGAUUUUAUGCACAACUUGUAAUGUUCCUUAAUUCUUAUCGGUCUUACUUUUUGAUAUUACAUUCUUUCAUUUAAAAGCGAUGUUCGUACUGGUCUUCGAACAAAUUUAGCUAAGAAUUUCUUGUAUCUAACCCAAGUAUUUUAGUGAUGAAGGUGUCUCUUUCCACUUAAAAGGAAUGAAUUCCCUAUACGCGAAUAAAACGUAAACGUCAAAGCGAACAGUAAUUUUAUCUUAGCAAUUUAUAACUUAUUAGAUAAAAAAAUGUACUAUUUUAUAUUUGUAUAAUUGUAAUUGUACUUUUAAUUGAACAUACUUAAUUUGUAAAUUGUUCUGUCAUAAAACAUGUCGAUUUGUAAUAAUUUUGUACCUCAGUAUUUUUUACAAAAUAUUUAUGUAAAACUGAAAUAACGUACUUAAACAUUGACCAAUGUAAUAACAGUAUUUGUGUUUAAAAAGUAUGAAGUAUUUAUAAUGCCAGGAAUAAAUAUUCACAGUUUGCUAGGGUAAAUCGCAACUUAAUUUUCAAAAUUCCUGUCUGAGAAGCCAAGUUCAUUUAAUCAUAUUACCUACAUUAAUACGAGAAAACUCGUAGUCGGCGUCAUAGCAAAGAACGCGAUCUACGAGUUAUCUCGUAGUUGGCAGUCAACGUGUUAAGUGUACAAGGAAUAGUUACGAUUUACUCUGCGCAAAAUAUCUCUCUGCACUUUCUUGCGACAUAUUGCAUACUGGAAGCUCGAAUGAUCGUGUUGAACAAUGUUUAGUUGAGCGAAUGUAAAACAUAAUGUGAUUUUUCUACUUUAAUUUGCAUUGUAGUUUAUAAUUACUCCAUGCUUGAUGCUCCACACUUAGAUAUUACAAAAAAAUGAAGACUUAAUUUUGUCAGUAUUCUAGUCAUUAGGUAAGGAUUGCAUUGCUAACGAAUGAUAUAAUGCACUCUAGCUAUUUAUAUGUAAAAAUAUUUGUAUUUACAUUGUUUUAUCAUUAAACAAGAUUAAAAGUAAUCAGCAUUGUGUUUUUUCUUCGCCUGAAAUUGUUGUUUCCUCCAA
Phyllotreta striolata is the source of this 4159-nucleotide messenger RNA. The record is from the annotation of a GenBank genome assembly. Lineage: Eukaryota; Metazoa; Arthropoda; Insecta; Coleoptera; Chrysomelidae.